Peromyscus leucopus (white-footed mouse) is the source of this 4181-nucleotide messenger RNA. RefSeq names its product homeobox D9 (gene Hoxd9). Lineage: Eukaryota; Metazoa; Chordata; Mammalia; Rodentia; Cricetidae. Gene Ontology annotation, cellular component: nucleus. The transcript has 4 exons. Gene Ontology annotation, biological process: anterior/posterior pattern specification; proximal/distal pattern formation; embryonic skeletal system morphogenesis. The record is from RefSeq and is a predicted model, not a curated record. The coding region runs from base 2397 to 3449 and encodes 350 amino acids. Gene Ontology annotation, molecular function: DNA-binding transcription factor activity, RNA polymerase II-specific; RNA polymerase II cis-regulatory region sequence-specific DNA binding.
AGUGAGGGUGGGCAGGAGAAAGGAGAUAGGGAGGAAGCUGGGAAGGAUCUAGGGUGCAGGAAUAUGGCACUGGUACGAGUGGGUGGUUCAGCCUGGGAGUCUUCAUAACUGGGAAGAGUGUCCUCUCCUCUCCCACCCCCUAAUCCUGUUACUAGAAUUGCAUUCUCAAAGGGGUGAGAUUCCCUCUAGCCUGGGUCUGGAACAAGCAACAGCUUGGCAUGGCACCGGAUCCAAUUGUGUCCCCACCACCACCCACCCUUUUCUCAUCCCUCUACCCAUCCCAAGCUCAAGACAACCAGGCCCAGUGAAGCCAAGGUUGGAUUGGAAAACUCAAGGCAGCUUCUGUGGAAUCCGCACCAUUGAGCCCAGACUCAUCUAGUCCUGUCAGGGAAAGGGAAGAGGUCCUUGUGGGAAGAGGUGACCGAAUUCGUUGCCCCAGGUCCGGCCUGUGGUUUCAACCCAUCUUCAAAGACCCAUCAUAAAACAGGUUUGUUUUCCUUUUUUCUUUCUUUUUUCUUAAACACAGGCCUUUUUUCCCCCCUCAAAAAACAAUCCAUGUAGUCUCUCCGAACUUCCGAGCCCCCAUGCAAACAGUCUUUGGGAUGCCCAGUGUUUAUUAUUUUAAACCUCCUUCCCCCAACCCCAAAUCCUCCUAAACUCCAAGACAGGUCCCUUGAGGGGCUCAUUCCCCUGGGGCUGGUAGAGAGGGGUGUCUGACUCAAUCCUAGCUGGAAAGGACUGGGAUAAAUUUGUCCUUGAUUUACCUUGGAUGGGCAAAAGGAGUAAUCUUAACCUCUGCGUUUCUCCCGGCGAUGCGGGGAGCGCCAUUAGUUUCUGAUAGGAGGAACCUGUGCUCCAGGAAAAGGGCAGGCCCCCUGAAACAAAAUCAGAGGGCCACUCGUAAAGGCGAUCAAUCAGGCCCUAAGUAGCCAUUUACCCCCUUUCUUUCCGGGGCUGGAGGUGGGCUGGGAGCCCUCCAAGGGUGCGCUGGGCAACUUGUAGAGCAAGGAAUAUACCCUCCCAAUCGCCGCCGGCCUGCGGCUUUUGUCUCGGCUCCCAGCCGGGCUUUGUACCAUGGAUUUGGGAGUGACAAUGGGCAUUUCUCUCAGAUUCAAGGCUGCCCGGCCUUACCUCUGAAGGCAAGGGGGGAAAAUCGGGAAGGGGGUGGCUCAGGGACCUGUCCUUUCGCCUGGAUUUUGAAGACAUCUUCAGAAUCCGUUUGCAGGCCUCCCAGUGUGAAAGGCUUUGCAGCGGCCCUGUCCACGGAGAUGCGGUUCCCGCCGGCCUCACUGAGGCAGGGCUAAUUUGGCCAGUAAGAGCCGGCCUCUCUGGCGUUCGGGCUUUUCCCUCUGUGGCAUGUUUUUCUUCCAGGGCCAUUCCAGAAGGCCGGGGGAAAAAAAAGAUGAGGCACCGAAGCCCUCACGGUCGGCUCCUUGGGACUCCAGUGCUCACCGCUCAUCCGAGGGCAGAGAGAAGCCCCUCGCAGGCCGCCCCUGCAGAGGCCGCACUGUGCUGGACCAGGCCCGGGAGUCCAGUUGCCCCAGCUCACCCCUUGGGCCUCGGGCGUGUGCCUUAGCCUCACGUCGAGGGUGUAUGUGUGGCUGCACAGGGCGUGUGUGAGUGUGGUAGAGGGAGGGGGCCCUUCGAGCUGCUCCAUCCGUCCGUUUUAUUAGGGACACAUUAAUCUAUAAUCAAAUACACCUCAUAAAAUUUUUAUUGAAAGGCAUAAUAUCAUUACAGAGGUCUUCCACCUGUUUUAAACAACACGACAAGCUGUGAGAGCGUGUGUGGGUACGUGUGGGGAGGGGUGGGUUUAGGUAAGAAAAGAGGCGAAGGAGAACAACUCCCCCCGGGCGCCAGGGGGCUGCCCUUCAAGGCCUGCCUGCCUGGGGCCGCACCCGGCCGGCCGGGAGCCUCCGGCUUGCUCCCUCCGGGCUCUGGGGAACCGCCUAGGUGUGCCGUGGAAGUCCGAUCCAGGGCUCAGAGCCCGGGAGUCAGGGAGCCGGGGUGGAGAUGGCAGGAGCCCGAGCAGCCAGAAGAGACGAACAAAUAGUCCCCAGCGCCUCCUGCGGCCGCAGUGAGGCCUGUGGUCGCCGCCGCCGCCGCCACCCAGGGCGGGCUGGGCCGGGCCAGGCCGGGCUGGCGCGUGGACCUGGGCCCGACAGCUCUAAUUGCCGGGCUCCCGUUGAUGAUGAUUUUUUUUUUUUUUAAAUCACAGCAGCCCCCAGUUUAGCGGACUGAUUUACUCCGGGUAUUGGUAAAUAUGAUCACGUGGGCCGCGCGACCAAUGGUGGUGGCUGCAGCCUGCGAACUAGUCGGCGGCUCGGGCGCCCGGCGAGGAGCGGCUCGGGCGGGCGGGCAGUGUAACCUUGGGUGGGAGCGCGCGGCGCCUCAACAUGUCGUCCAGUGGCACCCUCAGCAACUACUACGUGGACUCGCUCAUAGGCCACGAGGGCGACGAGGUGUUCGCCGCGCGCUUCGGGCCCCCGGGGCCGGGGACCCAGGGCCGGCCCGCAGGUGUGGCCGAUGGCCCGCCCGCCGCCGCCGCCGAGUUCGCCUCGUGUAGUUUUGCCCCCAAAUCGACCGUGUUCUCCGCCUCGUGGUCCGCGGUGGCCGCCCAGCCCCCGGCGGCGGCGGCGGCGGCGGCGGCGGCGACGAUGAGCGGCCUGUACCACCCGUACGUGUCCCCGCCACCCCUGGCCACCGCCGAGCCGGGCCGCUACGUGCGCUCCUGGAUGGAGCCUCUGCCCAGCUUCCCCGGCGGCGGCGCGGGGGGCGGCGGUGGCAGUGGUGGCGGCGGCGGCGGAGGCCCGGGUCCCGUUGCCAGCCCCGGCGGCCCAGCGAACGGGCGCCACUACGGGAUUAAGCCUGAAACCGGAGCGGCCCCGGCCCCGGUCCCCGCCGCAGCCUCCUCCACCUCCUCCUCCACCUCCUCGUCCUCCUCCUCCAAACGGACUGAGUGCUCCGCGAUCCGCGAGUCCCAGGGGAGCGGCGGCCCAGAAUUCCCGGGCAACUCGUUCCUGCGGGACAAGGCGGCGGCGGCGGCGGCGGGAGGGAACGGGCCCUCCGGGGUGGGAAUCGGGGCCGGGCCUGGGGCGGGAGGCUCGUCCGAGCCCUCAGCUUGCAGCGAUCACCCGAGCCCGGGCUGCCCGCUGAAGGAGGAGGAGAAGCAGCCGCCGCAGCCGCCGCAGCAGCAACUUGACCCAAACAACCCCGCAGCGAACUGGAUCCACGCUCGCUCCACCCGGAAAAAGCGCUGUCCCUACACCAAAUACCAGACGCUAGAGCUGGAGAAGGAAUUCCUCUUCAACAUGUACCUCACCCGGGACCGGCGCUACGAGGUGGCCAGGAUUCUGAACCUUACAGAGAGACAAGUCAAAAUCUGGUUCCAGAACCGAAGGAUGAAAAUGAAAAAGAUGAGCAAGGAGAAAUGCCCCAAAGGAGACUGACCCAGUGCGGUCCUGGCCCGCAGCGCUCAAAGGCAGCCGGUUUUUGUUUUUGUUUUUUUUUCCUUUGUGGGUGCUUGAUUCAGAAACUCUCCAGCAACUCGGACUUUUUUCUUCUUUUUUUAGGUAGAAGUGACUGUGUGGUUGGUCUCUGUGAGUUAUUUGGGGGACACUGUAUUUGCUCGCAUAUGUAUUGGAGAAACCAAGUGGCUUUGGAGUUUUGUCCUAUCCCGCCCCCUCCUUUCCUACUCGGUUGAUUCCUUAGGAAAUGCUAUAUUUUGUGAGUGCACGCAGGCUUGAUGAAGACCUCUCCCGUGUAAAUGUCCCUCAUGUUUCUGAAAAGUCCUGUAGUUUAGUCUCACCCCGUCCAGCCUCCCCACCAGGGCCAACUAUCCAAUUCCGAGAAUCUGAAGGCAGAGGGAGAUUAUGGACACCCCCGCUGCUCUCCCAGCCCAAACCCAGCCGCAGGAAAGCCCCUUCCCUCAGGGAGCCAAUGGGCUGACUUCCAGUGAGGCCUACCGAGAAGUCCUGGGCCCUGGGGCGCCGCGGGGUGCGGGGAAGGUUUAGUCCUCCAAGCCCAGGAGGAGCUGCUCUCUCCCCGCGAGGGCUGGGUUCCCUUGAGCGGCCUCGGGUGGUGGCCCUCCAUGUUCCCGCCUCAGGACCAGUUGUAAAUGUUACCGCUUCCAACAAAUAAAUGUUGAUCUGAGCAAAUGGAGCCCAGCCGCUGGCCCUGAA